This is a messenger RNA of Harpegnathos saltator (Jerdon's jumping ant), 6122 nucleotides long. RefSeq names its product Anaplastic lymphoma kinase (gene Alk). The record is from RefSeq and is a predicted model, not a curated record. Gene Ontology annotation, molecular function: protein binding; transmembrane receptor protein tyrosine kinase activity; ATP binding. NCBI's taxonomy places the organism in Eukaryota, Metazoa, Arthropoda, Insecta, Hymenoptera, Formicidae. The transcript has 25 exons. The coding region runs from base 266 to 4849 and encodes 1527 amino acids. Gene Ontology annotation, biological process: positive regulation of kinase activity; multicellular organism development; protein phosphorylation. Gene Ontology annotation, cellular component: signaling receptor complex; plasma membrane.
CCCCAAGUGCAGCGGCGAGCCCGAGGAUCGCCGGCAGGACCCAUGAUGCUCGCGAUCGCGUCCGCCGUCGCCAUCGAUUUCCCGCCGCCGAUCGUCCUCCCGAGAUAUGCCGCGCGUUCGGCGCCUGGCAGCCGGCAGUGAAAAUACGAACGGCAGCAGCGUUUCCGCGGAAUCAUGCGCGGUACCCCGGUAAAACGAAGCGCACGAUGUCGCGCGUGACCUCGUCGGGGGCUACCGAACGAUCGCUGGACGAAAACGCGGAGCAAUGAUGAGGAACACGUGGCCGGGGCUGGCGAGAUCCGCGAGUGACAGUCGGGCGAGUCGCACGUGCGAUCGCCGACACGUGUUGUCCGGCGGCGGUGGCGGCGGCGGCGAUGGCGGCGGCGGCGGCGGCGGCGGCGGCGGGAGCGGCAGGUUGUUGCUUCGCAUCGUCGCCUUGACCCUCUGUUGCGUCGUGGCGAUCUGCGGCGACUCCAAGGACAGAACGGCGCGCGGGCUCAAGGAUCUGCAGGAGGCCCUGAACAAAGCGUCGGCGAUAGGCGAGUGCGACCUGGAGCCUAACUGCGACUGGAAGUGGAACAAAACCCGGGGCUUCGUGCUCAUGCAGGCGCCGGCACGCAGCAAGUUCGGCCCGACCACGGACGCCAACAAUUCGAAAGACGGCCACUUUUUGUGGUACAACGGCAGCGGGACGGCUCAAAUGUGGUCCCCGCGGAUCUCCUCCACGAGUACACGCUGCACCCUCGAGUUGUGGAUGCACCAGGUGGCGAUGGAGGACGGGGCCAUAAAUCUCGUGAUAGACACCAACAACGUGAGCUCGGUGACGGAGGAGAAAUACGGAAAUAAUAACGCUAGGUGGGAGAACAUGCGUUUCUUCCUGGGCGCGAUCAGCCAGCCCUACAAGCUAUUUUUAGAGAUACUCUUGCCGUACGCGAACUCGAGCGUCGCCGUUGACAACGUCCGUCUGGUCAAUUGCUUUCCAGAUUCUACGCUGGGCGCAGUCCUCUGCACGGACAACAUGUUCCGCUGCAAGAACGGCAGCUGCUUGAGCAACAUCCGCAUCUGCGACUUUAUCAAGGACUGCCCCGACGGCGAGGACGAGACGUCCGAGUGUGACAAGAUUCCGGAGAACGCGAGGUGCAACUUCGAGGACGGCUGGUGCGGUUGGGCGAACGUCCCCGAGAGACCUCUGAAUUGGAGCCUGAGGAGCGUCUCCACGGACAGAGUCGGUCCCGCUUACGAUCACACCUACGGCAAUAAGACAGGGACGUACGCGUACGUGGAGAUGUCGAAGCGCGUCGAAUACGGCAGCCGCGGCACCAUCGAGAGUUCUCUGUACAACCCGACACCGCCUUACAGCAGCGACAUCAAGAGCCCGUAUUACCAAUCGUGUCAGGUGCGCUUCUUCUUCCACAAGUACGGCCUGCACAGCUCGUCCCUCGCGCUCUACAUGGUCCAGAUGAAGCAACACGGCAAUCAGUCGAGUAUGCUGUGGUGGUCCUACGGGAAGGGCAACAGGAUGUGGGAGAACGCGGUCGUCGCCCUGCCCGCCAUAAAAUGCAGGUACUUCUUGCAGUUCGAAGCGAGCAGGGGCUACUCCUCCAAGAGCGAGAUAGCGAUCGACGAUGUUUCCUUGAGCCGAGAGUGCUUCGGCAUCGGAGUGCCGCCAGAGAUCGUAGGCGACUUCAACUAUUACAACCCCAAUAUAGAACUCGAGACGGUGCCGCCGCAGCAUCCGGAAUUCGGGAACGAGACAGUCAUCCGAAUUACCAGCUGCGGGGCCACCGGCAGGACAGGUCCGACCGCUGAGCAAUGCGCCGAGGAGUACAACGGCACCGACGUGGAAUUGAUCGUGCCGUCGUCGUUACCGGAUCAGGAGGUCACGUCAGGAGCCCACAAUCUGAGCGGUAUGCAACGGUGGACCGCGCCCCGCGGCGAAUACUACACCUUGAUCGUCGUCGGGGCGCGCGGCGGGAUGGGCUCCGGCGGUAUGGGCAGCACCUUCGGUGCUCUCGUUCGCGGUGUGAUCGAGCUGCAGAAGGGCGACCAGCUGUACUUCAUGGUGGGUCAAGAGGGAACGGACGCGUGCGCCAAGAGCCUCGGCAUGAGGGAGACCUGCCGGUCGCCGGAUGAGUCCCACCGCUCAUCUGUGUCGUCCAGCACCUCGGCGAAGGUGCGAGAAGUGAAGAAGGUCGUGUUCAAGUACGGUGGCGGUGGCGGCGGUGGCGCGACUGCAGUCUUCAUGUUGAAGGCAAACGGCGAGCUGGAGCCUAUCAUGAUCGCGGGCGGCGGCGGCGGUUUGGGAUCGGGCCAGUUCAAGGAUGACGGACUCCAACAUGGACGCGGUCCCGUUCCCGGGGGGAGACUCCUACCUUCCUCGUACGAAAUUGCCGAAGGCACUGGCGGGCCUGGGGCGAGCUGGAACGGCCAGUGGACCAAUAGUACCAAUCAUCAGAAUGCCGCGGGGACACCGCUGCUUCGCGGUGGCUCGGGAGGUCUCGGCUGCGAGCCGGGGGAGCAAGGUCACAGUAACGGAGGCUUCGGCGGCGGCGGCGGCGGUUGCCAGACCGGAGGCGGCGGCGGCGGUUACAUCGGUGGCAACUCCGGCCGCAAGCCGUCCGGCAACGGCGAGGGUGGCUACUCGUACAUCAGUCAGCGACUCACGGACGUCUACUUCAAGGAAGCGGCUCACUACGGCCCGGGCGAGGUCUUCAUCAUACCGGCGAUCAGCGGCUGCAGCUGCGACUACCGCUGCGUCGUUCUCGACCAAUAUCUGAGCGAGGUCAAGUGCCUCUGUCCUCAGGGCUGGUUACUCGGCAACGACUCCAAGUCCUGCAUCGUGACCGACGAGUCGAAGGGUGUACACUCGACGUACAUGAUCCCGCUCAUAGUCGUGAGCAGUCUGCUCGUCAUCGUCGGAAUCGGCCUAAUACUUUAUUUCUCGUUGAACAAACGCUUCCAAUGCAAGAAGGCGCUUCUGCAUCGCCGCCAAAUGAUACUCGGCAACGGCACGGAGUUGACGGCGCUGCGCGCGAUGUCGGGCACGUUGAUAACCGAAUUCAACCCCAACUACGAGUUCGCCGGCAAUCUCUACAGUUUCAAGGACUUGCCGCAGAUACCCCGCGAAUGCAUCUCCCUGACGAGGCCUCUCGGUCAAGGUGCCUUCGGCGAGGUUCACGAGGGCCAGUACAAGUACAGACGCGGCCAGCACCCGGUCGCGGUGAAAACGCUGCUGUCGCUGUCCACGCCGCAGGCGGAGGCUGACUUCAUGAUGGAGGCGUUGAUAAUGAGCAAAUUUAAUCACACUAAUAUCGUGCACUUUAUCGGGGUCUGUUUCGACAAACAUCCCAAGUACAUCGUCCUCGAGUUGCUGGCCGGCGGUGACCUGAAGAACUUCCUGCGCGAGGAAAGGCCACGACGAGACCGAUCUACAACGUUGACGAUGCGCGACCUCGUGAUGUGUAGCUUCGACGUCGCAAACGGCUGCAAAUACAUGGAGGAGACGCGCUUCAUACAUCGUGACAUCGCCGCUAGGAACUGCCUGUUGACCACCAAGGGUCCAGGGCGCAUCGUCAAGAUCGCGGACUUCGGCAUGGCGAGGGACAUCUACCGGGGCGAUUAUUACAGGAAAGGUGCCGGGACGGUGCUGCCCAUAAAGUGGAUGUCGCCGGAGAGCCUCUUCGACGGCAUUUACACCACGAAGAGCGACGUCUGGUCCUUCGGCGUCCUCCUAUGGGAGAUCAUGUCGUUCGGGUACACACCCUACAUAGGAUGCGGGAACCACGAGGUGAUAUCGAUGGUGAAGACCGGCGGUCGGCUGGAAAAACCCGUAGGAUGCCCGGACCCGAUUUACGGGAUUAUGAUGAAGUGCUGGCGCCCUCAGCCCGACCGUAGGCCGAGUUUCUGCAACAUUGUCGAGAGAAUCGGUUACUGUCUGCAGGACCCUGACGUAGUGUGCGAGCCUACGCCCAAGUACGACGUACUCCCCACUGACGAAGGCGAAAUGACCAUCUGGCCGGACCCGGAGGCGGAAUGCAUCAAUAUGCAGUCCGACCUGGACGGAUGCGGCUACGUGCGGCCAAGGGUCAUCGAUCCGCGAUCUGUGGCGCACCACAUGAAUCAAGCCGUGGGUGUCGUCACUUACGACGCGGAGACCGAGAAAUCGAACGGGAACGACGAACCGCGCUGCAAGGCCUUCGCGAAGUCGGCGGAGUGCCGGCAGAGAAAGUUCGGUUGCAACGCCUACGACUCCAUCACGGACAGCUUCAAGCGAGGCUACAACGCCGACGAUCACAACGACUGCGGAGCCGACGUUAUCGGAGAGUGCAAGGGCAGACAUCGAGCCGACCUGUCGAAUCGACCAGACCUGAGGACGAUACAUCGAAGCGAAAACAUCGAAGAGCGCGACAACCGGAUCAAUGAAGAGAACGGCAACAACCGUCCGGAAGAGGAGUGUCACAUGACUGCCAAUACCGAUAGCGCGAUGACGGAUCGCAGGAACGGCAAUGAGAGUACAACGACUACCGACACCAACUCCGACUCCCUGAUCGUGCAGUCGUCCGACACCCCGCCAAACACGACAACGAACUCGUCGCCCAACACGCGCACCUGUUCGCCGAGUCGCGUCAUCGGCCUCAACUAUGCGAACGUCAACAACGCGAACGGCGUGGUGAAGAAGAGCACGCUGAAGGCGACCCUGAGUCUCGACCCGAGCGCUCUCUACAGAGGCGCCAUCCCCUACGAUAAGAUCACCAGGCAUACGCAACGCUCCAGCACGCCGGGCAGUAUGGAGCUAAGGAAGGACUCCCUGAGCCACGAGUUACCGCGGGAGGAGGAGUGCUCCUGCUGAGACUUAUCCGAGGGGGGUUGACGAGGCUCCUCGAAGAUCGCAGCUGUGGCCGCGCUCAACUGCAGCGCCGCUCGACGAAUGCAGCUGCAACGUUCGGCCACGACGACUGCGGUUACGACGGACACGCAACUCGUGGAACUCUCCUCACCGCUGUGGGCCUACGACAACGAAUACUCACGUCGUUUCUACUCCGAGGAGACCCUACUGUGAAUCGCAAACCGGGAAGUACCCAUUCGCCCCGUCGUAAAGAGCGCCUUCCGCUAGCGCGACCCUCGCGAUUCCAACCGCGACUUUUUGCGCGCGAGCGAAGGAGAAGAAAACGGUGGCUCUCUCUCGCGCGCGAAUCAACGGCACGGGAUUGUCACGGGGGGAAGGUUGACGUAGGUUUAGGCCGAUCAUGUACAUACAGAGGAGAGAAGAGAUACUAAAAUACGUAACACACUUGUAUUCAAACGCGUCGCGCGUCGAGAGAUCACUUCGUCGAGCUUAUACUGUAAGCUUCCCAAUUCCACGAUCACGAUCAGCCGAUGACGAUGUGGAAUGGCGAAAUGUCAAACUCCGGAGAACGUCUCGUACUCGCGGGUAGGCGCGUGACUAUGACGAGCGAAGCGAGGCUUACUGUACGAAAAUACCGCGCGACUGCUUUCGGUUUAGAACAGUGAGAAACUUGACGAGAGAAGGAGAGAGAGAGAGAGAGAGAGAGAGAGUCAUGUAUCGCGCGAGAUGUACACAGGUGUAUUCGACGUGUGUGAAACUCUAACGCGAGUAGUUUUGUCUUCGAAAUAAGGUAUUCCCGCGACCGAGGAGAAGGUGACCGUGUCGUCUAAGUAACGCCGGCUCGAUCGUUGGUGAGUUAAUUGUGUAUUCGGAUCGACUGGGUCGUCCGAAAAAAUGUGUCAUGGUUGUCGAGUAAAAUAUUAUACCGUAAUACUUGGUGUCAAAGUCUCUCCGUAGGCUGGUCGUCUACUUCGUGACUCGUCUCUGCUCGGAGAAUCUCAAUAACGUGAACUCGAUCCUCUCGUUGUACACCAUCGCAGCGUUUUGCAGAGCGGACGAGUGGACGAGUGAACGAACGAACGGACGAGCGAUCGAAAUUAUAUAUCGUAGGAGGGGUGAGUGGGUGGGCGGGCUGUGGAUUGGAGUUAAUAAAAAGAGCACGAGCCCUUUUUUAUUUUUCUUACAACGACGACGUACUUUACGUGCGCGUAGCGUAUGAAAGUCAACCACUAUGUAUCUGUAAGUGAAAUACGUAAUAAAGGCGUGUUUGUGGAAA